AUGCUCUUCGCAACACUUUCAGCACUCGUCCUCGCGGCGACAGCAUCAGCUCACAUCGUCAUCUCCUACCCGGGCUGGCGCGGUAAUAACCUUAUUACCAAUGACACAUUCCCCUACGGCAUGCAAUGGAACUACCCAUGCGGCGGCAUGCACGUUACCCAAAACCGGACCUACUGGCCCACGACGGGUGGUGCCCUUGCCUUCCAACCAGGCUGGUUCCAGGGCCACGCCCAGGCAAUGAUGUAUGCCAACAUGGGCUUCGGCAGCGACGGGCCCGACGGCGGUCCCCUCAACAUGUCCUUCCCCAUGGUCCCCGUCUUCCAAAUCCUCGGCCCAAGCAAGAACCCUUACCCGGGCACCGUCUGCCUUCCGCAAGUGCCUCUCCCGGCAAACACCACCGUCAAGGCCGGCGAUCACGCCACGAUCCAAAUUGUUGAGCUUGCUGUGCACGGCGCUGCUCUAUUCUCAUGCGUCGAUAUUGAAUUCGCUGAGCCAGGCGACCCGAAAAUCGGAAAGGUUAACGAGACAAACUGCUUCAACUCCACCGACAUUGGCUUUGGUGACGUCUAUACCAUCACGACGAAAGAGUCUGGCGCGGGGUAUGUGCAAGGAACAUCCGCUGGCGCAAGAAUAACAACGAGCUUCUCCGUCGUUGGUGGGCUCCCGCUUCUGCUCGGUGCGCUCUGGAUCUUGCUGUGA
Colletotrichum scovillei is the source of this 699-nucleotide messenger RNA. RefSeq lists its product as uncharacterized. The record is from RefSeq and is a predicted model, not a curated record. The transcript has 3 exons. Lineage: Eukaryota; Fungi; Ascomycota; Sordariomycetes; Glomerellales; Glomerellaceae. The coding region runs from base 1 to 699 and encodes 232 amino acids.